AUGGACGCCUUCAAAGGCUCGGAACUCGUGCGCAUGGCUGCCGGCGGCAAUAAGCCCUUCCAAGACUUCUUCAACACACAUCCUUCGAAUACGAAAGACGGACGUACAUUCGAGGCCUCGUCCAUAUCAGAGCGAUAUGAUUCGGAAGCGGGCGACGAGUGGAAGGAGAGACUCAGCUGUAAGGUCGAGGACAGGGAGUUUGACAAGGCCAACCUACCCAAGCGGUUACCCAAGAAGGACAAUGUAUCUACAGCGGGUAUGGGCGCGCCCUUGAGCGGACGCGCCAGCGCAGCCGGAAGCCGAAGCCAGACACCCCUUGGAAAGACACGAAGCAACGACGCAGGCUUCCAGCGCUCGGGCUCCCCCGCCCUCGGCACCAACGCCAUGUCUAGUCAGAAAGUAAAAAACGAAGCCUACUUCGCUAAGAUGGGCCAGGAGAACGCCAGCAGACCCGAUGGCGUUGCGCCUAAUCAAGGCGGAAAAUACGGCGGCUUCGGCAGCGAGCCAGAUGCCUGGAAGAAAGACGAUGAGCCCGGUGCGCCUCCUGCCCUGGACGACUUCCAGAAAGACCCUGUUGCGGCGCUUACCAAGGGCUUUGGCUGGCUAGGCGCAAGCGUGAGUAAAGUAGGCAAAACGGGGUAUGAAGGCUGGGUGAAGCCUGGUAUGGCAAAGGUACAUCUUCCAUCCUCCCAAGAACCCCAGAGACCACAAAAGCUCGAACUAACACCCCCGCAGCUCGCAGAAGCAGACCUCGCAACCCAAGCCCGCACCACAGCCGGCACCCUCGGCCAAACCCUCCAAUCCGGCGUCGCAAACGCAAACACGCAAUUCUCCCGCUUCGUCGAAGGAGGCGACUCUGCACAUCCUUCUUCUUCUUCCUCUUCUUCGCGCGCUCCUUUGUCGGGUCAGCGCGAACCUGAGCGCAAGGACUUUUGGGAGAGCUUUG
This is a messenger RNA of Alternaria infectoria, 946 nucleotides long. RefSeq lists its product as uncharacterized. The transcript has a single exon. NCBI's taxonomy places the organism in Eukaryota, Fungi, Ascomycota, Dothideomycetes, Pleosporales, Pleosporaceae. Gene Ontology annotation, biological process: regulation of ARF protein signal transduction; regulation of endocytosis. Gene Ontology annotation, molecular function: GTPase activator activity. Gene Ontology annotation, cellular component: Golgi membrane. The record is from RefSeq and is a predicted model, not a curated record. The annotation marks the transcript as partial.